Molecule: messenger RNA, 7292 nt
Organism: Chilo suppressalis (striped riceborer)
Lineage: Eukaryota; Metazoa; Arthropoda; Insecta; Lepidoptera; Crambidae
Source: the annotation of a GenBank genome assembly
GGGGGUAGUGUGAAUUUUCGUUGUGAUUAUUAGAAUAAUGAUUCCUAUGAGUUAAUAAUUGUAACUUUAGUGGCAGUGAUUAGUAAAAUAUUAAUAGAUUGUUGAAAUUAAUACCUUGAAGUUCCUAAUGUGGUAGUAUAUCGGUUUCCCGUUUCGUUUUUUCAUUCUGAUCUAAACAGAAAAUGGCCGACGGUUUUAGUGCGGGUGUCUCCUUUGUUUAGAGCUGAAUUUUAGUGAAAAUAAGUGUCUGAAGAAAUAAUGCCUAGUGCCUCGUUUUCCUCUUCGCGUUCUUACGUUCGUAGAUCGCGAAGAAAAGGCGGACAUCGAAUACCUCUACCUUCUCGAACACAAUCAAGUGAGCCAUGUGAAUCAGUCCCUUGCCCGAACAACGUGACAGGCAGUGCUAUGGCGGCUACGGCUGCUUGCGCCGGCCCCAGCGGCAGUGGCGGCGGUGGGUCCCCUCCAGUGCCGGCGGCCGCGCCCGCUACGACGGCCGGCCAUCACAGCCCCUACGACUUGCGCCGCAAGUCGCCCCCCGCUUACCACGAGCCCGGACCUUCGGGCACUUGCUCUCUACCCGCCAGGAAAAGGCCCAGGACAUCAUUGUCUCAGGGCGUGGAUGUGUGCAACGUGUCUCAGUAUCUACAGUAUGAGCUGCCUGAUGAGGUGCUCUUGUGUAUCCUGUCUCAUCUCACCGAGCGAGAUUUGUGUCGCGUCGCUCAAGUGUGCAAGCGGUUCAACACUAUCGCCAAUGAUACUGAGCUAUGCUGUAAGGAACUGCUACAAAUUCAUAUACCACCUUAUAGAACAUGCUGGAAAAUCGGUGCCAAUCCUGCUCAGCUGCUGGAAAAACGAGACCGCAACAAUUUAAUAGGUGUUGAAUCUAUAAAUGCGAGUGAGUCGCGAAGUGUGGCGUCUUAUAAUCUUGUGCCAUCCCCGAUUUACGAUACGCCAUUAAUGCACCCGGCGCCGUGCCAGUUUGAGUUCGUGCCCGCCGACGAGUGCGAGGCGGACAACCCGUGGAAGGAGAGCUUCCGACAGCUUUACUACGGCAUCCACGUUCGACCCAACUACCGUCCCAAGAAGGAUUCCAGGAUCAAACACUUCAACACUAUCAGGGCGGCUCUCGAGUACGUGGAGGAGCGCGUGGGCGGCAGCGGCGCGGCCACAAGCGGGAGCGGGGCCGCGGCCACGAGCGGAGCGAGCGCGGGAGCGGGCGCGUGCGCUUGUGGUGGGGCCGCGUGUUCGUGUCGCCGUCCGCCCGCGCCCCCGCCCGCGCUUCUGUUCGUCCACGCCGGCCUCUAUCAGGAGGAGUGCCUCGCUAUAGACGCGGACGUGCAGCUCAUUGGUUGUGCCCCCGGCAACGUAGCCGAGUCAGUGGUUCUCGAACGCGAAGCGGAGUCCACAUUGACAUUCGCUGAAGGCGCGAAUCGAGCGUACGCCGGACAUAUGACGCUCAAAUUCUCACCGGAUGCAACUAGUACUAUGCAGCACCACAAACAUUAUUGCCUGGAAGUCUCCGAUAACUGUUCUCCCACCAUUGACCACUGCAUCAUCAGGAGUGCCAGCGUUGUUGGCGCAGCGGUUUGCGUAAGCGGAGCGGGCGCUAAUCCGGUGAUCAAGCAUUGCGACAUUAGCGACUGCGAAAACGUCGGUCUAUACGUGACGGAUUACGCGCAAGGGGCGUAUCAAGACAACGAGAUAUCGCGCAACGCUCUCGCCGGAAUAUGGGUGAAGAACUUCGCGAACCCAAUAAUGCGUCGCAACCACAUCCACCACGGAAGAGACGUCGGGAUAUUCACGUUUGAGAAUGGACUGGGCUAUUUUGAGGCAAACGACAUACACAACAACAGAAUCGCCGGCUUCGAAGUGAAAGCGGGUGCCAACCCAACAGUGGUACAUUGCGAAAUACACCACGGACAAACGGGCGGCAUUUACGUUCACGAGUCCGGUCUAGGCCAGUUCAUAGACAAUAAGAUCCACUCGAACAACUUCGCCGGCGUUUGGAUAACGUCCAACAGUAAUCCCACCAUUCGCCGCAAUGAAAUAUACAAUGGACACCAGGGCGGCGUGUAUAUAUUUGGAGAGGGACGCGGACUUAUCGAGCACAAUAAUAUUUAUGGGAACGCAUUGGCUGGAAUUCAAAUCCGCACAAACAGCGAUCCUAUAGUAAGGCACAAUAAAAUCCACCACGGUCAACACGGAGGCAUUUACGUCCACGAGAAAGGCCAAGGGCUAAUAGAAGAGAAUGAAGUGUACGCUAACACUCUAGCCGGUGUCUGGAUCACUACAGGCUCCACGCCGGUACUGCGGCGCAACCGGAUCCACUCGGGGAAACAAGUCGGCGUUUAUUUCUACGAUAACGGCCAUGGGAAAUUGGAAGAUAACGACAUAUUCAAUCACCUAUAUUCUGGCGUACAAAUCAGAACAGGGAGUAAUCCCGUAAUUAGGGGAAAUAAAAUCUGGGGUGGCCAAAAUGGGGGCGUCCUAGUGUACAACGGGGGCUUAGGUUUAUUGGAGCAAAAUGAAAUAUUCGAUAAUGCCAUGGCUGGAGUAUGGAUAAAGACUGAUUCUAAUCCUACACUAAAGAGAAAUAAGAUUUUUGAUGGCCGAGAUGGAGGCAUCUGUAUUUUUAAUGGAGGAAAGGGCGUAUUGGAGGAGAACGACAUAUUUCGCAACGCGCAAGCGGGCGUUCUAAUCUCAACGCAAAGCCAUCCGGUGUUGCGACGGAACCGGAUCUUCGACGGUCUCGCGGCCGGUGUGGAGAUCACGAACAACGCGACGGCAACACUAGAGCACAAUCAGAUAUUCAACAAUCGCUUCGGCGGUCUGUGCCUAGCUUCGGGCGUGUCGCCGUUAGUUCGCGGCAACAAGAUAUUCAACAACCAGGACGCUGUAGAGAAGGCGGUCGGCGGCGGACAGUGCUUGUACAAAAUCUCUUCUUAUACGUCCUUCCCGAUGCACGAUUUCUACAGAUUCUUCUGCGACUGCGGUGCCGGUACUCUAUCGAACCAGUGUCAGCUCCAAGGCGAGCCCACUCAGGACACGGACACACUGUACGACUCGGCCGCUCCCAUGGAGUCGCACACGCUCAUGGUGAACUGAACCUAAACGCCCCACCUAACCACACCACACUAUACCACCAAUACAUUGCGAUUCAAACUAAAAAUACCCGCUGUUAAGUACGUAGCGCGAGUCACGGCGCAGGAAAUGAAAUGUAGCCGAUGUACAGUGCGACAAAGAUCUUGUGGCACUUAGGCCCGUAUUAAUCGAUCGCUCUCAACUAUGAGACUACGAUCUUGAGACACUCUUUUCAUACAAAGCAGCAUCUUGAUCGCGAUCUAUAAAUACGGGCCUUAGAAAACAUUGAUAGGAGGGCGCUGGUUGUGAAUUGAGGAUUACUUAGUGCAAGUAAGUACGUAAAAUCUCCUCACUUUUAGGGAACGUUAUAAUUUGUAAUAGGAAUUAUGAAAGGCGUAUUUACACCUUCCUAUAUAAAUAAAAAGGCUGAAUACCUUUGUAAAAUUAAUUAUUCCCCGAUUUCGGCCAAGUGCCACAAGAUCUUGGCCACACUAUAGACGCGGAGUAUCACCGAACUGGAAUCUGCGCAUUAUUGGUUUGCAGCUAACUUCAUAACCGCAGUAAAGUUUGAAUCGCACUAUACCAACUUUAACAAUAGAGGUAUAAGUAUAGAGUGGGGAAGGUGGCCCUAAAAGUGUCCGUCUAGUAGAAAGAGAAAGAAGAUGAGAGUCGGCUAGCUAUCUCUCGCUCUUGUGACGCAUGGCAUCCAUUGGCAUCACAUCGAAAUAGUAUGAUGUUUAUGGAUGCCAAUGCGCAUGCGCGAUUAGAGAGAGAAAGCUAGCAGUCUCUCAUCUUCUUUCUCUUUCUAUUAGAGGGACACUUCCACUUGUAGUAGAGUCUUAUAUCUCCCUACUCUAUUCUUAUACCUCUAUGACUUUAACUCACCCGGCGCACCGAACGUACGACGCUUAUUACCCUGUUUACGAAACGCCUAGCGGUAAAUCAAUGCUAAGCAUAUUUGUAUGCGUGAUUGUGUAAUUGAUGUAUAGGGCCCGCCGAGCUCGGGGCGACGCGUUUAUUUGUAACGUUUUUAACGGUUAACCUUUCGGACGCGAUUGUAAUUAUGGAUCUCCUAUAUAAUGUAAUUACGAGGAAACAUUGAGCUAAAUUAUAAUUAAUUAAUUGUUAUAAUUCGUGCCUAAUUCUCUUUGAAAUUUUGACAACAGUAUAUACUUCUCAUGCUCGAUAGAAAAUUAAAAGGAAAGGUCAUAUUUAAAGUUGAUCCGGCUGAAUCUGGCCGCCAUUGGAUUUAUGUGUUGUGAAAUGAACCUUAAUGUCCCACCUCAACCUAUUUCAAGUGAUUAUACCAUCAUACAGAUUAUCAACUAUUACUAGUGUAAGGGACAGGGCUAACCAACCAAUAUUAAGGUGAUCAACAAUGAUCUAUUUAUUGAAUUCGCUUAUUAUAUUUGGAUAUUAUUUAGGAAAUAACCACGCGUGCUAUGUAAAGUUGUAUUUUUAUGAGUGAGAUGUAGUUUUUUAAGCUUUCCGAUAGCUUUAACUGAAUAAACUAUGUGAUGUCAAGAAGAUUGUCUCCUUUUGUCCACUGUGACGUAAUUUGUGUAUGACCAUAACAAAAAAAAAGGAAAAAGCAAUAAUUUUAUACAAAAGCAAUAAACUCCAUAAUAUUAUUAGUAUCUCGGUGCCAUACAUGGCACUGCUAUGCGUUAGUUUGUGCAAUAGCGUUUGAAAGGUUAACGAGACAGAUUUGGACGACCAUUCUCAAUGAUUGUUUUAGGUGACAUUACUGAAAUGAAUGUUGUUGUGUAUGUAAAUAAAAUUAAUGUUGCCAGCCAUUGAUGCUUAAGUCUGUCCUAGGAAACUCGAGUUUAAAGAGUUAUCGCUUAUUGAGAAUGGUCUUGUUGUUCCUUGGAUAGAUUUUUAUUCUUAAAAAUAUUGUCUAGCCAUAUAUAAGACGCCUGAAAUGUAAACUAAGUUAAGACGCGACAUGCAAUAGAGAAUGCAGAAUACCGACAAUGGCACUUAGUUAAUGUAAAAAUCGGGGUAACUGUACAUUACUUGUGAUGAUUCCACUGCAUUCUCUAAGAAACGUUGUACAUGAAACUGUAUAUUUUAGCGAUUGGAAUCAAUAUGACAAGAUUUUAUAACAAGACUUUUAUCUCAAAUCCCUUUCCACAAUAUUUCUAUGACUUCCCAAAAUUGUAACUUUUCACUUUCAUUGAGCAUGUUGAAUUUAAAUUCUAAAAUAUGCAAGUUUGUGUUAGUAUUCUAUAUUGCUAUUAAAUAUGACUGUUUCAUUCAUAAACGAAAAGGAUCUGAAUUCAAUAUCUAUAUGCUUUGUCACUCUUUUGGGAAUAGAGAAAAACGAAACGUCAUUUGUGAAUGAAACUUUGGAUAUAAUAUUUUUUAUGAAUAAUCAUCUGUCUUGAUCCGAGAAUCUGUCUCUAGUUUUAGCUAUUGCUCGCCAUCGACGUUCCCUUGGCAAGCCGUCCUUCACCCUAGUGUAUUUUUAUUACAUUAUACCCCUCCUUCUCCCCCUCAAGUGGACGAUUUCCACCGAUCGUCGCGGAAGCCUCCUAUCGCUUUGUAGUUUACGAAACUUUUCACUUUUGUAAAGCGUCACACUAUCUGUACAUUGUAAGGUUUUGUUUUUUAAUCAUUGGUACUUAAUAAUUAUGUAUUUUGUCAAGUAGUGUCAUGCAUUCCCAAAUUGUAAUCAUAUUAUGGUAUCGAGAGAUCACACAUUGAUAUUUAGAAUAAUGUUAUUCGUUUUGUAAGAUGUAGGAACGUAUUAUAAAGUAUCUACUAUAGUUUCGUAAUUAUGAGGGAAAGGAUUUAUUUUUGUUUGCCUCGAAUGAAAGUUUUAUCGCUUUAGUGACUAGUAUUCGAUCCGGUUACGUGAGUCAGGAUAGUUAUGUUGUAUUAUAAUUAUUAUUAUGUUUAACCCUUUCACUUCUAGUAUCGAGUUAUGUCGUCAUUAAACUAUUAAAGCGGCUGCCAUAAAACAAAACCGCUUUAUCUGAUUGAACGAAAUAAUUCGUUGGCCAAAAUUCUUGUCAAAAUAUCUCAAAUGUAUGGACGUUUUACGUCUGACAAAAAACGCUAUACCUGUAAGGUAUAAACUAAGGCAAUACUAGCCUUAAAUAGUUGAUAAUAUUAGAUUUAUUUAUGACGUGUAAACUUGUUUUUAGUGUCAGUCGUGAAGGGGACUUUUUACAGCUACAAAAAAUACGGCAGCACUAUACAGUAUGAGAUAUUUUGUACUAAAUAUAUAGAAUAAUAAUCUUAUUUCACAUGGUCUGCUCUGAGAGGGUUACUUUUUAAUUUUUUAACUGACAAGGUUUAAUUUUAUUUUGGGCGUUCACCCCUUAGCAGUCCUGACAACGUAGUAUUUGUUGAGACGUUUUGGUUUAGUGAAGUGAAUAUGUUUAGUCGGGGUAGGUGGCGUCGUCGCUCGGCAGCGCCGGAGUGUAGUGGCGCAGUCAUUUUCUCGCAAGAGACUGCCUCGCCUAACUAUAUCGGCGCUUCUAACGCGCUUUGUAAAUAUUUAUGUCACACAAUAAUCGAAAAAAUGUAGCAAUUAAUGUAUUUGUAUCAUUAUAUUUUUAUUAUUGAUCACAACAUGUAUGUUUAAUUAUGGAAUUAUGUACGUUACGCUCAGAGGGUUUACAACCCGGCCCCGGGAUAUCAUGACGGCGCGCGAGCGCCGGCGUUAGUGUAUAAUAAAAUGCAAACUAAGAACGAAUGUGCGUAUUUAAUUGGAAAAGAUCUUAGGUACAAUUGAUAUUUUAUUAUAUUGUUAAUUUAAAUUUGGUAUUGAUAUCGAUCGAGAAGCAAUGUUAAGAAACUGGGAUGAGCCGUGUGUGAGCGGCCAGAGUGCUGAUAGUGAUAAGUUAGCCAAUAAGCUAUAUGAAAUCUAAAUUACUCAGUAAUCAUCACUAUUGCAAGUUUCGAAUUGUUAAAUCGUCUCUCCAUAGCACGGUAUGUUCUGAAUCUGCUUUUUUAUAAUCUGUGAUCAUCGCUAAAUGUGUAAGUGAAUUAUUUUAGUUGAUACCCAUGUGCAGAAUUAUUAUGUCAUCAAAAUUAUUGUGGCGCCGAUGCUUUAUAUAUAUGAAUGUGAAAUUUGUUAUUUAUUGAAUUGUCAGUAUGUUCUUAAUUUAUUGAAAUACAAAUCUGGAUAUUUUGUUUAUACUUACAUGAAAAUACCACUGUAAAAGCCGUGAUAUACAUAAUAUAAUAUUAUCAAUCAG